CCGCAGUGAAACAGUCUUUCCCCAUUAUUGCGACAGUAGGUAGUUGAAAUAAACAGUACUGUUAAAUGUAUAUCAUCCCGUUCAGCACUAAAAUCUACAGAAAGCUGGCGAUUGUGCUUUAGUUACAUUUGAUCCAUGCUGAAAAUGACUUCCAAACGCCUUCUUCUGGAGCAGUCUCGAGCCGGCAACAGCACGCACGCGGGGGGCUGCACCGGGCAGCGCGAGCCUGUCACUGUUAUGAUGAUAGCAGCGCGCGAGAACGGAGCGUUUAACGGGAAAGCUUUUCAAACUAACACGUUGCAUGAAGGUGUUUUAAGGAGUUCUGGCAAGGAAAUCUCUCCGAAUGGACAUCAUUAUACCUCAACAACGAGAGAGAGGCACUACAUCCAUAAGAAAUUUACCUGCGGUAGAGAGGAGGACGAACAAAGCUCAGCUCCAGGUGGGGUCCUCAAGCAAGGCUGCCCUGUUCAUCGCCUGGUCCUAAAUGGCCACAGGCUACAAGACCAACCCCAUAUGGAGGCUUGGACCACAGUGAGAGUGCCUGAGGAGCGAGGAUGCUGCCUACCAUCUCCCGAGGCCCCGCACCUGCAUGCAUCCUCCAUCAUCCUUGUCCCUUAUGACAGGAGGCCCUCUGGUCAUGCUGAUAAAGAGGUGAUGGCCGCCACCGUCCUGACCACACUGUCCACCAGCCCGCUGGUGCUCAACCCCUCCACCAAUGUCUCAGGUGCAGAGCUGGCUAGUAAGGGCUGGAAGGAGAGCCUGUCGGCCAGCUAUAGCAGCUCCACCAGUGGGAACUGGAGCUGGGACGCCAGUGAUCAAUCAGUACCCUCCACGCCAUCCCCGCCCCUCUCCAACGAGGCUGGCAAGAGUUUCCUGCUUUCCUCCCAGAGUGAUGACAACAUUGAGGAAACAGAUAGUACACACUUCCUGUUUGAGGACCCCAUCCCACGUAAACGAAAGAACUCCAUAAAGGUGAUGUUUAAGUGUCUGUGGAAGAACUGUGAAAAAGUCCUCAGCACCUCCUUAGGGAUACAGCGGCACAUCCGCACCAUCCACCUGGGGCGAAAUGGAGACUCUGACUACAGUGAUGGUGAAGAGGAUUUUUACUACUCUGAAAUUGAGGUGAACAUGGACACACUUUCGGAGGGGCUGUCCAACCUCACUCCCACCUCACCCACUUCAUCCGGGCAGCCCCCUGUUUUCCCUGUCCUGACCUGUGAUGCUCCUCGAUCCGAGCCUGCUCACAUUAUCCACACCCCUCUCAGCCAGUCAGCACCGUCGGCGCUGUGCCACAUCCGCACUGACCACGCUUACCAGGCUACAAACCCUGUCAGCAUUCCCAGCAUGCCUUCUGAGCUGCCUCACAGUGAGGACAGGAUUAGUGUAUCCUGGCAGUCACCCCCUGUCAUAUUUAAAGGCCCACUGGGACCGAUGACUCAAAUUCGCACUGUUAGCAUCGGUGAGAAGAGACAACCUGUUAACCACACCACCAUCAGCAAAACGAACAUCAGCACCUCCACUUCCAAACCCACCACUGGAACCAGGAAACCCCGUGGUGAAGCUAAGAAGUGCAGAAAGGUCUAUGGCAUGGAGAAAAGAGAUUUGUGGUGCACAGCAUGUCGUUGGAAGAAGGCCUGCCAGCGUUUCACUGACUGAGCUUUAGUUGUUACUCCAUCAAAAUGUGGUCUUCUUUUGUUUGUGUUCCAUGGACUGACAACUGAUAAACUCCUCCAUGCUCUCAGAUUGGACUCUUCCUUCAGAGCUGACUCUGAGAGGUGUGGCCAAUUUGGAUUCACUGUUUUCUCCAGGCCACAAGAGGGGGCUCUUUUCCUGCAGCUUCCAUAGUGGAACACUGAGAUUCUGUGCAGAAAAACUGAAGAAAAAAAAAAGAAAAAAGCAUAUUAGCUUUUGCUUUAUUGUUAUAUUAAGGCAAAAAGAAACAAGCCUUUCUAAGCUGAUUUUACAGUUUAUUAUCCUUUCACACUGUGCGCAUGUUCUUUGGAAUACAGUAGCUGAACAUUUUCCACGAUUUUAAUUGUGACAGACUUUAUAUGUGGCAGUUUUUACUGUUAUCAAACUCUGUAAGCUAUUUUUUGAAGAGUAUUUUUGAACAGUUAACCAAUUUUUUUGACACUUAUUCAGCGACUCAAAUUUAAAAGCAGUUUAAAAAGAAACCUGGCCUUUCACAUCAUUUAAACUUAAAUCAAACAGUCUAACUUGGCACAUGUUCAAACUGUUUCUGGUCGCUUUAUUUUGCCUAUAAGCACUUUUAACAGCCAUGAAAAUAAUUUGAUUUUGUUAAAGCGGAAUAAAGUUUAGCAUUGCUGCGUCUUAUUAGGAAUUGCGUAAUGCAUUCUCGCACCUUUGUUUUAGUUAUUUUAACACUCUUGGCUACAUUUUACAUCUCCUAAUACCGCUAAACAAGAAUGCGCCUCUUAGAGAGAGCCCUCUGUGUACUUCAGCGUGAAUAGUUGUAGUGCAGGAAUGUAAAAUGGCCUCUCUGCACUAAAGCAACGGAAAAACAAAUACUCUGUCCCUCACAGAUCAACUGCAUGCUUCUUUAUAAGACUGAUUCCUAUCAGUCCGUAGUAUUAAUUUAAUUGCAGGCACUUUUAGCAAACAUUUUACAGCAAAUUUCAUGAGUUCACGUUAAAAUUUAACAAAGACAAUCUGCUGUUUAGAGAAGUCAGUUAGCCCAACAGGACAUUAGUGUUAAAAGUAUACUUUGGUUUUCUGUGUGCUUUUGAAACACUCAUCCACACCAUCCGCCUCGCGUACUUGUGCCUGUGUGUUGUGGUCUGCAGUCACGAGUUUUCCAUGCGCAGACAACGCUCAGAGAACUCGUGACCGCGCGUGAGACGUAAAGGCACACGGAAAAGCGAAGUAUACCCAUUUGUUUUCAUUUCAGAAACACAAUGCCUUCAAUACGAGGGGGUGGGGGGAAGAUAAUCCUUGCGUCUCGUAAAGGAAGUCGUAAUUCUGAUCAAAAUAUGUCACAUCCUGACAAAUACAAGACCGUUGGCAACUCUAAAGGCCCAAACAUACUCUAUGCAAGUACAUGAAUGCAGACGCAUCUUGCUACGCAAGCUCGAUUUCACGUGUCAUUGCGUUGUGACGUGUCAGAGUGCAGUUCAUAACCUAUCGCAAGUACACGCUGUAUUCUCAGUGUUGCCGCAAGGGGCAUUACAGCGCAUUUUCUUUUUUCAAUCAACAACUGUCAUAGCGGAGCAACAAUCUGAGGAGUCUUGCUGAACAAGUUAGAUUAUACAAAAAAGUUUCUGUCGUCUUUUCAGCAAAUACAAUUUACACUCCUCAACUGUCAACGUGUUGACUCCACCACAUCCGGUUUAGUGGCACCUAAAAAACAACUUCACCCCCUUGUGGUCCGAGGUUUGUAACCGCCAGAGCAAUCUGCGAGCACACGUAAUGCAUGUAUAACGGGACCACGCGCUGGCGAAGUGCUCGCGUCUGUGUUUGCGUACUUGUGUGUAGUGUGUUUAGGCCCUAAGCCGUGCUUAUUUGUACACAUCUGUGUGCAUCAUCUGUACAAAAGAAUAUCACAAAGUGCACAAAUGUCAAAUGCGGCCGUUUGGGCUCUCGCUCAGUUGACAUGCAACUGUUCGCGAGGUGUGACAGCACACGGAAAAAUGAAGUACACCCUUGCCUUUUGUAUCUGGCUAACUAAGCUAGAACAGUACAUCCCAGUUUCAUAUGAUCCACUUAAAUAAUACCUUAAAUCUAGUGUUUUUUGUACAGAUGCAUAACUUGUACUUGUAGGCCUACCUUACCUGCAACUUUUGCACAGGGAUGGAUUAUGACUUGCAAAGGCCCUGGGGCCAUAUGGGGGGUGGGGAUUGGUUCUCGUUUUCGUUGUUGAUAGGUUUUCGAGCAGCGCAACCGUAAAGCCCCCCCCCCCCUAAAGUCAAGGGCCCCUGGGCGCUGGCCCUUUGGCCCGGUCGGUAAUCCAUCCCUGCAUUUGCAGAGUCGAUGUGGUUAAUUUGGGCCACGCUGUGCUUCCAAAGAGUAGUGUGCUUCUUAUACCACAUAUGGCUACAAUGCAUAUGUACAUAUUAUUUGCAGGCUUACAAGGAAAUGCUUACUCUGAAAACAUGUAGACGUGUGUGAAUGUAUAUUUUGCCAUGUCUUCCACUGCUAGUCUUUCGCUUUCUCUUCAUAUCAAGGUGAUCAUAUGAUGUCGUCAUGUACACAUACAGGCACGGCUGGGUGUGCACUGUGCUUUCUGACCCCAAAGCCAGCUCUGAGCUGUUUCCCUUGAUAACCCUUGAGUCACCUAGGCCCAUAUUGGCUGUAUACGUGAAUGUGAUUUCACAGAUCAUUAAGGUUGGAGAACAUUAAAGCGAUAGUUUUACAUAAAAAUGAAAAUUUGACAGUUUUAUUCUACCUCGCAGGUAUGAAGAGUUAAUGUCAGUUUACCUUUUCAGACUAAAAAAAACAAUCAAUAAGUGUAGCUCCCUAAAAAAAUGGCGUAGCACUCUCUCAAAAAGCUUUUAGAAAUCAUGGUAUCAAUGAAACAAUUGGGCUGGUGCAUAAUGCCAAAUGACCAAAUGUCAAGGCAUAUUGUCCAGUUACAGCUUAGAGCAGCUUUGUCUUCUCUUUUCCAGUGGUCAGACAAGUGUCCCUCUCAUGAUCAUAACCUUCAAUAAGUGCCAAUGAGAAGAACAAGAGGGAAAACAUUUAAUUGCACUAACUUGUAAUGCACAAAACGUAUAUUUUUAUGUACCAUUUUUAUACACAGAAAUUGAAGUUUUUAAAAGAAAAACUUAAUGGUCGUAUCUGACCGCCAUAAUUUUCAAUUGACAUUGGGUCAGGGAUGGGGUCUUUUCACAGACUUCCCAACUAUAAGCUUAUUUGGCGGUACUUUAUGGUGUUGUGCUAGUUUGGGCCUUGCAGAACACAUCAGGGAGCUUUAUGCCCUCAGUCAUUUGACUGCAGGCUUAAAUCGUUGACAAUCAUUUAGGCUCCUUAGAUUCCUGGGAAUGUCACUGACUUUUGAUGACUUGUCUUGUUUUCUCAUGUAAAACGUUAUCUUGUUCUCUGCAUAGGAAACAAGUCAUUGGUAUAUUUUGGAUUUAAAGGGAAAAGUUCACCCAAAAAUGAAAGUAAUUUAUCAUUUUUACAUAGCCUAGAGAGAUGUUAGGCAGAAUGUACUGUAAGCCUCAGUCAGACUUUCAUUGUACAAAAAAAGAUGCAAUGAAAAUGAAUGGCUGUCAGUGCUGUUAACAUUAGUUAAAGCAACAUGAACUAAUCAAUUGUAAAGAAAGAUCAAUUGUGUUUUUUAUCAAUUAACAUGAACAAUGAUUAAUAAAUGCAGUUUAAAAAUAUUGUUCCUUGUUUGUAAUGUAAAACUAAUGUUAACAAAUGGAACCUUAUGUUCUAAGUAAGGAAGUAGGGAUAUGCCAUGGUGGUCGACCAAUCAACUAACAUUCAUAUUUUUUGUGGUGUUUGCUUUAAUGGGAGACACAAUUCUCAAAUUAAUUGAGAGACUCAACAUAUUGAAGAGCAUCAUUUUUUUCAUGAUCAUAGCUCGCUGCUCUUAAAAGUGAAUAAUAGUCAGCAGAGUAAAACAUUUGGCAAGUAGUUUAUUACAAGUUCAACUAAAUCAGCAGCAUUUGUGGCAUAAUGCUGAUUACCACAAAGUUGUUUAGAGUGAGGCUCUUACAAUUGAAGUGAAUGGGGCCAAUUUUAGAGGGUUUAAAGGCAGAAAUGUGAAGCUUAUUAAUUUAUAAAAGCACUUACAUUAAUUCUUCUGUUAAAACUCAUGUAUUAUUUGAACUGUUAAGAUGUUUAUAUCGUCAUUUUUACAGUCGUUUUAGGGUUUACAGCAUAACAACAUCAUGGCAACGAAGAUGUAAAAUAGGCUAUAAAUUUACACAGAAAAGUUUAGUAAGUGAUUGUAUCACACUAAAAUAAUUUUUACAAGAAUAUCAUUUGUAUUCAUUGUGUAUUGUACAAUUUAUUUGUGUCACUGUAACCCAGAUAUUUUCUUUUUUUUUUUUUUUAAAGAAAAGGAGGGACGAGUUUAAAUACAUAUUUAUGGUAAUCAACAUUAUGCCACAAAUGCUGUCGAUUGAGCUCAACUUGUUUUGAUCCCAUAAUAUUCCUUUUAAUGCUUCAACUUUAAUACAUUUAUGCACUGCUGCUGUUUCAGCCAUCAAAGCGCUGCCUCAACAAUACAUUACAAGACGAUCACUGUCAAACGUUAAAUCCUCUGCUGUAUUCUUCUGCGGAUUCUGUCUGACUCUGCUAAAAUAAAAAGUUUAAACUGCUUGAUGUCGUUCACCCGCAAUAUUAUCUUGCAGUUCUGCACUUUUGAAUGUGAAGCAAGGAUCAUCCUGAGACUUCCAAGUGCUCUGUUUACAUUGAAGUGAGUCAUUCUGCAUUCAGGAUGUGCAUAAGCAGAGAUUAUUUCUUCUCUUUGAUAGUUUUGUGCAAUAAGUUGUUAUUGAUACUUAGCCUAUAUUUUUGUGGAAUAUCCGUUACCAUGCUAAAAUGUUGUGCUUAGCAUCCAUAUAUCAUUCUGAAACGUGUCUGAUCGGGGUCAAACGACCGACUGACAAGACGAUUAUGAAAAUUGGCAUAUCCCUAGAAAGAAGUCACAGGUUUGAACAUGAGGGUGAGAGAGUAAAUGAUGAUAGAAUUUACAUUUUUAGGUGAACUAUCCCUUUAAACAUCAAUAAUCGAGUCAGGCAGUGACAUUUUAAAUAAGUUCUGUAGUUUCCAUUUUGAGCGUGGAGUCACAAAACAAUCACUUUUUUGACUUCUUUGCCAACUUUAUAGAUGAUAUAAAAUGGAAACCAUAAAAGAAAGAAUUGAAAGAAAGCCUUUUUUGUUUUUGAAUUCAGUCUGUAGUGAAUAAAACGUAUAUAUUCAUUGUAUAUUUCAGACUGAGGGUGAAUGGGGGGAAAGCAACAAUGAAUGUAAUAUCUACAAAACAAAAUAUUCUGCCUGUAAUCUGUCACGGCUGUUUGUGUUUGUUUUUGUUAUUGCUUGUCUUACACAAACUUCUGUCUAUUUUGUUUUUCUCUUGCAUAUCAAGUUGAUAGAACCACUCAGUGUUUUGUUUUUCUUUUAGUUCUUAUUUUCAGUUGACAUGCUUUAAAUCUGCCUUGCAUUGAUAUGAUUUCAUUGAUCAGAAAUAUCUGUCUAUAAGGGAGUCUGUACAUCAUGACGUAUGUACUGUUGGAUGGACGUUACUAUGUGGAUCAUGAUGUCAUUCUGCCCUGCACAUUCCGAUAGAUCUGUUUCCUGUUAUUCUAACUUUUCUGACUGCCUUUUGGUUCUUGUCAAGGACAUUAAGCUAACCAUGCAAGAAACCUUUAAAAACUCAAAUUUUGCUUUCUUUGUCACACUUUCAAAUUUUGUGUUAAUACGAUUUUUUUAAAAGGAUUUUCACAGUAAUCAAGAGCAUUUUAAGAUUCUCCUACACAAUUGUUUCGGUGCAGGAUUUUUCAAAACAUUUAUUUCUCCCUUUUUGUGUUUCUAUUACCAUUUAGGCCUUGAAGUUUUGUCAAGCUCCUUUUUUGUCUCUAUGUUUUCUUUCUUUCUUCAUUGUUUCUCAUUGGUUGAUAUUUGAUGCAUGUCUUUUGUCAUCUUUGUACUAUAUUGUUUUUCAGAGGUUGACAUUACGUUUCCAGAGUUGUAUGAAUGCCUGAGAGGAUGGAGGUGUUUGUGCCGUUUACUUGGGCGGUGAUGAGAGUUUGGUUUCUUUGGCUGUAAUGUGAUUUAAAUAAACAUGGAUUUCAGAACAAAA
This is a messenger RNA of Xyrauchen texanus (razorback sucker), 7771 nucleotides long. Its product is annotated as zinc finger protein 704-like. The transcript has 9 exons. Gene Ontology annotation, biological process: regulation of transcription by RNA polymerase II. Gene Ontology annotation, molecular function: DNA-binding transcription factor activity; RNA polymerase II cis-regulatory region sequence-specific DNA binding. Gene Ontology annotation, cellular component: nucleus. Lineage: Eukaryota; Metazoa; Chordata; Actinopteri; Cypriniformes; Catostomidae. The coding region runs from base 136 to 1656 and encodes 506 amino acids. The record is from RefSeq and is a predicted model, not a curated record.